AUGUCGAGCACGUCGGCCAAGCGUCCUUCGACCAAGCGCGCCCAUCCUAAGUACAGCGAGAUGGUCGCCGCCGCCCUCAGGGCCCUCAAGGAGCGCAACGGGUCCUCUCGCCAAGCCAUCCUCAAGUUCAUCCUCGCUUCCUUCCAGGUCGGGGACGAGAAGGCCGCCGGCGUGCACCUGAAGCAGGCGCUGAGGAGAGGAGUCGCCAGCGGGUCCCUGCAGCAGACCAAGGGCACCGGCGCCUCCGGCUCCUUCAGACUUUCCAAGGAGGAGCUGAAGAAGUCUGCGCUCAAGAAGAAACCCAGCGCUAAGACAGCAACAAAGAAACCCGGCGCUAAGACAGCAACAAAGAAACCCGGCGCUAAGUCUGCAACAAAGAAACCCGGCGCUAAGACAGCAACAAAGAAACCCGGCGCUAAGUCUGCAACAAAGAAACCCGGCGCUAAGUCUGCAACAAAGAAACCCGGCGCUAAGUCUGCAACAAAGAAACCCGGCGCUAAGUCUGCAACAAAGAAACCCGGCGCUAAGUCUGCAACGAAGAAACCAACAACAAAGAAGGCGACAGCAAAGAAACAGAUUGUCAAGAAAAUAGCAACAAAGAAACAAAACACAAAGAAUGGGAAGAGCUAA
This is a messenger RNA of Penaeus indicus, 630 nucleotides long. RefSeq names its product histone H1-delta-like. Gene Ontology annotation, molecular function: double-stranded DNA binding; nucleosomal DNA binding; structural constituent of chromatin. NCBI's taxonomy places the organism in Eukaryota, Metazoa, Arthropoda, Malacostraca, Decapoda, Penaeidae. The record is from RefSeq and is a predicted model, not a curated record. Gene Ontology annotation, biological process: chromosome condensation; negative regulation of DNA recombination; nucleosome assembly. The transcript has 2 exons. Gene Ontology annotation, cellular component: nucleosome; nucleus. The coding region runs from base 1 to 630 and encodes 209 amino acids.